Molecule: messenger RNA, 2563 nt
Organism: Vitrella brassicaformis
Lineage: Eukaryota; Vitrellaceae
Source: the annotation of a GenBank genome assembly
UCAUUGCGAGCCCUCCUCGUCCUCCUCGUCCUCCUCCUCAUCGUCCUCGACAGAUGAGGGUGGUGGUGGCACUAUACCCGGCAGAUGUUGUUGUGGCGAUGAUGUUGGCGAUGGUGGCGGGGGCCCUAAUGACGGAGCCGCAGGCGAUGAUGUUGGCGAUCCUGGCGGGGGUGGUGGGGGAGGGUCCCUGCAGCCCUCCCCAUCGUCGAGCCUCAUCUUCUCGUCAUCAGCAUCGCUGUCGUCCCACGGCCAUAUCACCAUCUUGACUGUCAACUGGUGCUCACGCGGCCGGGCUGCCAGGUCCUUAACCGACGAGUCCUGCCCAUCGUAGCGCUUGUAGAACAUGGGCCGACGCAGCUCCAUGCCAUAAUCGGCCAUGUCCCCGCGCACACGGCUUUGGCGGAACAGGGAAUCGAGAUCGCGCUCGACUUGGGAAGCGUUGCCGGGGGUGGUGAAGAUGUCUGCUCGUUCGUUGAGCUUGAAGGUGGCGCGUUUGGGCCGCAGCUCGUGGACGAGGCGGAAGAGGUCCCGCAGCCGCUCGGGGACGCUCGGUAGAUGCCCUCGUAGAUCAGCAUUCUGAUGGGACUGAUCUCGAUGCUGAGCUCUUGCACUCUGGGGUACUGGCGGGCGGUGUUGGGUGACGGGAAGGCGACAGGGGCGGCCGCCUUGGUGGGGGGGCGGUCGAAGGAGAGCGGCUCGUCGUACCAUAUCUCCAACUUCUGCGACCCAAGUAAGAAGGGUUGAUUCAGAGGGAGGGAUGUGCCCGUGUCAUGUGUCUGUACCUUGAGUGGCUUGGCGAUGCCCUGCUGGAUGUAUGCGAGCACUUCAGAGGCCAUGAUGGCGUGGGCCGUGAAGUACAAGAGAUUCACGUGUGUGAGGGCGGGGAGGGAUGAAAGGAGGCUCGAGAGUCGGUUGGGCGUGGUGGGCGGGAUGAGGUACUCGGGGUCGCACGUCGAGACACCAUCUGAGCCAUUCUUGCCUUCCUGUAGGCGGAGCCUCGUCACGUUGCUGAAUUGACACAUACACGCGCAGAAAAUGAGCCAGUCGCGUUCAUCGCCCUUGUUGUUGGCCUCACUCACCUGAGUGACUUGAGCGUGGUCUCCUCAGUCAGCCAUCGGGGGAUCCAAUCGAAUGACUCGGCAUCGACAUCGGGGCCGUCGGUGCUGAGUUCGAUGUCGAGUCUGCAUGCGUUGUCGAACUGGAUGCCGCUGAAAUGCGGGCUGGUGGGAUCGCCUGAUCCAGCACCGUAUCCAUCCAACGACACUCUGUCCCCCCCUGCCGCGUGCCGUUUGAUAGUCUCCACGAGCUCGAGGGUCUCGGCGGUCGGGGGGCCCUCGGUCGUCUCACCACGGCAUUUUAUGGAUGUCGUCCCUCCCUCCCUCACCACCUCCCAUCCCAGAUCCUCUUCCGCCUGAAUCGUCUUCACCGAGUCUCCAUCAAAGGACCACCCGGGUCGAACGGUCAAGCUACGGACGAUGCGAAGGGGGCAGUCGACCUUUUGAGGUGUCGCUUCGUGGCGGCUCCCGGUGGGCAGGGCGAGGGGGACGGGGCCGCCCUUGCGCUGCUGGACGAGGCGGCCGCACCACCGCUGCUGUGUGGCGUCAGUUGCCGCAGCAGACUUACCACCCUGGGUGUCUCCUCGUUGCUUGCCCCCUCUCCCUGCAGCUUGAGGCGGCCGACGUGGCGCAGCUUCUUGAGCGAUGGGAGGGCAGCAGCAGUGAGGGGCACGACGCAUCUGCCAUUGACGCUGCCGUAAUGAGUGCAGCACAGCAGUGGGAAGAUGUCCAGGUGGCUGGGGGCGGGGGAUGAGCCCAGGAUGAACGCCAGACUGCCAUCAAAUACGGCCCGCAUGGAUGCCGGCUUCAGCAAGGACCUUGCCGCAAUUGCGACGCGGUAUAUCUCGAAUCCAGAGCUGAGGACCUUGCCGGUGAGGCGCUCGAGUGCCGGGCAGACGAGCUUCUGCUGCUGGAAGAGAUGCAGUCCGUCGAGGCUGACCGGUCAGACGAGCUUCUGCUGUGUCCACCUCAACCGACGUGACCGAGGGGAACACCGCAUCGGGCCCCUUGACCUGUGCCAACGUCAGGCCGCUCGCCGCGUCCUCAGACCCUUCGUCUACAUUGCCAUCUGCGUCCGGCUGCUGCUUGGGUUGAGCCGUCUGGAUGGCCUUGAGCGUGUCGGUGUGCUUCACCAGCUGCAGGGAGAUGAAGGCGAACAGCCGCGCCCGGCCAAUCUCCUCGACCUCCUCCUCCCUGGGCAGCAGGAUGAUGGCGUGCUGCUGCUGCUCGAACGUCACCCGGCUGCCGCCGGGUCCCCUGCAGCUAAGGCCGUGGUUGGGGCGGUGCCAGUUGAUGACGCGGAUCAGCGAGUAGAUGACCCAGUAGAAGGCACGACUGAUGCAGCUCAUCGCCAGGCGCUCCUUGACGGACUGAUACGAUGACACGUUGAGCCAGAGGUCAAGCCCAUCCAGAAGGCUCGUGAAAAUCUUCGGCGAGGUGCGGUUGGAUGAGUCAUCACUCUGGGCCGGAGGGGCUGUGCGAAGGGCUUUGGCUGGCGGGCCGUCCAU